Messenger RNA from Aspergillus pseudonomiae, 621 nucleotides. RefSeq names its product Rab family GTPase srgA (gene srgA). The record is from RefSeq and is a predicted model, not a curated record. Gene Ontology annotation, molecular function: GTP binding; GTPase activity. The transcript has 3 exons. The coding region runs from base 1 to 621 and encodes 206 amino acids. Gene Ontology annotation, cellular component: plasma membrane; endosome. Lineage: Eukaryota; Fungi; Ascomycota; Eurotiomycetes; Eurotiales; Aspergillaceae. Gene Ontology annotation, biological process: regulation of exocytosis; protein secretion; protein localization to plasma membrane.
AUGGCUGGUACAAGAAACUAUGAUUUUUUGAUCAAACUUCUGUUGAUCGGAGAUUCUGGGGUGGGAAAAUCAUGUUGUUUGUUACGAUUCAGCGAAGAUUCAUUCACCCCAUCCUUCAUCACGACUAUUGGAAUUGACUUCAAGAUCCGUACAAUCGAACUUGACGGAAAGCGUGUAAAGCUUCAAAUAUGGGAUACAGCUGGGCAGGAGCGCUUUAGAACUAUUACAACAGCUUACUAUAGAGGGGCAAUGGGCAUACUUCUGGUCUAUGAUGUCACUGAUGAAAGAUCAUUUCAAAACAUUCGCACAUGGUUCUCAAACGUUGAGCAGCAUGCAAGUGAAGGUGUUCACAAAAUUCUCAUCGGAAAUAAAUGUGACUGGGAAGAGAAGAGAGCCGUGUCAACUGAACAGGGCCAGCAGCUAGCUGAUGAGCUUGGCAUACCCUUCCUUGAAGUGUCAGCAAAGAACAAUAUCAAUAUCGAGAAAGCCUUCUACAAUCUUGCCUCGGAAAUUAAGAAAGGCAUGGACACAUCUAAAUCUGAACAGCCUGGUUCGCAAGGUGUCAGCAUAGAUCAGCAAGGCCCGGGGCUGAAUGGCAAUACGGGAGGCAAGUGUUGCUGA